AUGACCGAACUAGUCAGACAAUUAUUUUCUCUCAAUUUAACCGUGAUGCGACUGUUAGGGUUGUACCCAACGAAAAAAUACAAAAUUAUAUACAAAGUGUACGCAUACAUAGUGUACAUUUUUUUCAUUGUUCCGGUACCAGUACUACCCUCGCUAUAUUUGCUACUGGGAGAAAACGUCGAUCUGGCUUUAAUAGCUCAAAAUGCGUUUUCUAUAGGGGAAACUACAUGUUUUGUUUUUAAACUGUUACAGUUUAUACGGAAUGCCGACAAAAUCAGAAAGUGUAUUUACUUGGUGGAGUCUCCAAUAUUUACAAAUUAUGCUAAAACUCAGGACCAAAUAAUGGAUGACUGUGUACAUGUGUGUACCAGAAACGCGAAAUUUUUUCACUUUUUCUGCAUACUGACGGCUGGAAGCUGGGCAGUUGUGCCCUUGUUUGGAAACGAGUACAAGUUACCUCUGGAUGUGUGGUUACCGUAUGACACAACAGGCGGUGGGUUACCAUACACUUUGACCUACAUUUUUAUGGUAACAGGAGUUUUCAUCGACUCACUAUUAAACGGUGCAAUUGAUCCUCUAAUUGGCGGACUUUUAUAUUAUGCAGCCACUCAAAUCAAAAUACUGAAGGAUAAUUUAGAGAAUAUGAGUGAAUAUGCUGAAGAACAGUUCAAUGAAGUGAAAAGUGGAGAUAUCGAAGAGGGCGUAAUUGAACUUAAAUCGAAAAUUGUGUACCAACGAUUGAAAUUCUGCGCCAAACUUCACAAGACGAUUAUAAAGUAA
Zophobas morio is the source of this 780-nucleotide messenger RNA. Its product is annotated as odorant receptor Or1-like. Gene Ontology annotation, cellular component: plasma membrane. The record is from RefSeq and is a predicted model, not a curated record. NCBI's taxonomy places the organism in Eukaryota, Metazoa, Arthropoda, Insecta, Coleoptera, Tenebrionidae. The coding region runs from base 1 to 780 and encodes 259 amino acids. Gene Ontology annotation, molecular function: olfactory receptor activity; odorant binding. The transcript has 2 exons. Gene Ontology annotation, biological process: sensory perception of smell; detection of chemical stimulus involved in sensory perception of smell.